GAUGGCGUUCGACGGAGAAGACUUAUUGUGGUUAUGAUAGUACUUUGUUCUUAAUCCGUACGUACAUGUACACAUGCUGUUUAAUAGAGAAAACUUCGUUAAUAUUUGUUUGUGUCGGAUAAAUUAGUAUUUGCAGCUCCUCGUGUUAGCUUAGCUUAGCUUGCUAGUUAGCUUAGCGUGUUAGCUGCUAACAAAGAGAGGCGGAAGUGAUCAAAACACAUCGCUAAGCAGAGAUCAAGUGUGAGUGUAAAGUGUUGUGAUUGUGUGAAAAUGUGCGAAAGAACGAUAGCAGAGUACGAGGAGGAACUACUGGACGCUGUUUUCGAAGAAUAUGAAGUUUUGUCACAAAGAACAGACCAGCAGCCCCCCCACAUUAAAGAGGAAGAGGAGGAAGUGUUGAUCAAUCAGGAGGAAGAGUGUCUUCUAGGGCAGGAGGAGGCUGAUCUCACCAAGUUUCCACUGACUGUUGUCUCUGUGAAGACUGAAGACCAUGAAGACAAACCACCUGAGUCCUCACAGCUUCAUCACAGUCCAAAUGUCUGUGAAGAACAUAUUCUCCCUGAGCAGCAGGAGUGGACCUCCAGGAUAGAGCAGGAGGAGCCACAGCCCCCCUAUAUUAAAGAGGAGGAGGACCUAAAGCCGCCCCACAUCAAAGAUGAAGAGGAGGAGUCACAGCCCCACCACAAUAACAAGGAAAAAGAGGAACACAGCGACGAUCUUAAAGGACUGGAGGAGGUUGAUGUCACCAAGAUGCCAGUGACUGGUGUCCCUGUGAAGAGUGAAGGUGAUGAGGUCAAAGGUGAAAGUGAGGAGAAGAGAGAGGCGGAGCCUCCAAGCAGCAGCUCAACUCAACACAUGACAACAGAAGCUGAUGGAGACCACUGUGGAGGAUCACAAGCAGACAAGCUCUUAGCUCCACUAUCAGAUAGUGAGGACACAACGUCACACUCUCCUGACACUGAUGAUGAAGACUCUAAAGAUGAUAAGACAUGUCACACUGACAACACACACUUCACAUGUUCUCACUGUGGCAAAACCUUUAAAUACCAUUGUCGUCUGAAAGACCACAUGAGAACGCACACUGGAGAAAAACCUUUUUCCUGCAUAGAAUGUGGUAAAAGCUUUCAACGAAAUGACAUGUUGAAAGAACACAUGAGAACACACACUGGAGAUAAACCUUUUUCCUGCUCAGAAUGUGGUAAAAGCUUUCGUAAAAAGGGCGUGUUGAAAGACCACAUGAGAACACACACUGGAGAAAAACCUUUUACCUGCAUAGAAUGUGGUAAAAGCUUUCAACGAAAUGACGUGUUGAAAGUCCACAUGAGAACACACACUGGAGAAAAACCUUUUUCCUGCAUAGAAUGUGGUAAAAGCUUUCAUAAAAAGGGCGUGUUGAAAGAACACAUGAGAACACACACUGGAGAAAAACCUUUUUUCUGUUCUAAAUGUGGUAAAAGCUUUCAACGAAACGACGUGUUGAAAGACCACAUGAGAACACACACUGGAGAUAAACCUUUUUUCUGCUCAGAAUGUGGUAAAAGCUUUCGUAAAAAGGGCGUGUUGAAAGAACACAUGAGAACACACACUGGAGAAAAACCUUUUUCCUGCUUAAAAUGUGGUAAAAGUUUUGUACAACGUAGCUCUUUGAAAGGACACAUGAGAUUUCACUCUAGAGAAAAACUUAAAAAAGAUAAGACAUGUCACACUGACAACACACGCUUUAAAUGUUCUCACUGUGACCAAACCUUUAGAUACCGUUCUGCUCUAAUAACACAUGUGCGAAAACACACUGGAGAAAAACCUUUUUCCUGCUCAGAAUGUGGUAAAGGUUUUGCACAACGUAGCUCUUUGAAAGGACACAUGAGAAUACACACUGGAGAAAAACUCAGUACCUGUGGUAAGACCUUUACAGAAAAAAGCCAUUUAAAAGCACACAUGACAACACACACUGGAGGAAAACCUUUUUCCUGUUCAGUAUGUGGUAGACAUUUCGCCCGGAAACGAUAUUUGAAAGAACACAUGCAACUACACACUGGAGAGAGAACAGUUUCCUGCUCAGAAUGUGGUAACGUUUUUACAGAUAAAUAUAAAUUAUUAGUACACAUGAGAAUACACACAGGAGAGAAAGUGUUUAGUUGCAGUGUGUGUGGGGAAAGAUUCUCUUAUGAGAAGCAGUGUAAGAAACACAAGUGUGCUGGUGAGAACAGCAGCAGCAAAUGAAGUUGCAGGAUUUGAAAUAUACUGUCAAAACUUUGUGAACUUUUACGUUCUAACAACAUCAGCACAUGUAACAUAUAAUGACUGUCUCAGAAUCGUGCUCGGAAAGCCCAUUUAAACUGAUGUUUAAAUGUAUAUGUAGACUGCAGGGGUCCAAGAAUGAUCUUAUUAUACAGAUAACCAAUCCUAGGUGUAAUUCUGUUAGGUACCAAUCCUGUAUAUGGAAACACUGGUAUCUGUGCCUUUUAUAGAAU
This is a messenger RNA of Entelurus aequoreus (snake pipefish), 2471 nucleotides long. Its product is annotated as gastrula zinc finger protein XlCGF57.1-like. The coding region runs from base 271 to 2220 and encodes 649 amino acids. Gene Ontology annotation, molecular function: DNA-binding transcription factor activity, RNA polymerase II-specific; RNA polymerase II cis-regulatory region sequence-specific DNA binding. The transcript has 3 exons. Lineage: Eukaryota; Metazoa; Chordata; Actinopteri; Syngnathiformes; Syngnathidae. The record is from RefSeq and is a predicted model, not a curated record. Gene Ontology annotation, biological process: regulation of DNA-templated transcription.